Molecule: messenger RNA, 787 nt
Organism: Suillus plorans
Lineage: Eukaryota; Fungi; Basidiomycota; Agaricomycetes; Boletales; Suillaceae
Exons: 1
Coding region: 89-571 (160 amino acids)
Source: RefSeq, a predicted model, not a curated record
GCCCGCUCACAAAUCAGCAUGUCACGACGUUGAACGCUCUUCAGGAGCCCUCAAAUUCGUACGAGUGUUCUGCGCAAACAUAACGCUCAUGAUGUUCCUCAAGGUCGCCAUCAUUUAUGACUGUGGUUUGCUUGACAAUCCUCGGCUCGGGUUAGAUGUGCCUUUCAUGGCCCGUGUUGACAUCGCCAUUGAGCCAACUGAUAUUCUCGACUUCGCGAGACUAUAUCUCGAUAACGGGCCCAUUGCAAAGAAGCUUAAAGGAAUGGUGCAAGUCAAUACUGUCUCUGCGUGGGAUCCGAACACACAUCCUCCCCUCACGCCAACGCGGCUGCGCUUAUGGCGCGAGGCUCGAGCACACUCCACCGCAUCAGGUUACGGAAAAGAUCCUGUUGGACUCAUCGAGUUCCUCAAUUAUACAGAGAAUUCUACCACCGCUGCCACGUUCCAUAUUUCCAGCUCUAUCCUUGACGUCGCGAGGAAACGCGAGCCCUUCUUAUGUUCCUCUGCCAUUAUGGGCAAUCAUUUUGAGAAGCCUAUGGAUUCCGCGACAUGCAUAGAGUGGGUUAUUUGACCCCAUAUUGUGGAUUUCAAUAAGCGCGGCCCCUUACAAUCGCCUUGCAUAGGUAUAUCAACUUGCAUAUUCGGGCCGAUGAACAGGAUCAGUUGCUUUUACGGACUGUGAUGACAGAGCAAGACAAGGAAGUUAUUCGCGCUGCAGGUCGCAACGAGAACUCGCUUCCCGUCUCUCUUCUCAAUUUCAAGAUGCAAAGAGAACUCCUCUAUGCUA